This is a messenger RNA of Ogataea haglerorum, 3225 nucleotides long. RefSeq lists its product as uncharacterized. Gene Ontology annotation, cellular component: cytosol; peroxisomal membrane; peroxisome. Gene Ontology annotation, molecular function: ATP hydrolysis activity; ATP binding. Gene Ontology annotation, biological process: protein import into peroxisome matrix. The transcript has a single exon. NCBI's taxonomy places the organism in Eukaryota, Fungi, Ascomycota, Pichiomycetes, Pichiales, Pichiaceae. The coding region runs from base 1 to 3225 and encodes 1074 amino acids. The record is from RefSeq and is a predicted model, not a curated record.
AUGGACUCACAGGAGGUAACCGUGGUGUUCAGGCCGCUCAACAACUGUCUUGUGAACCUGCCGGCGCCCCUGAUCAACCCGUUUCUCGCCAACAACAUACUUAUUCAGAACAUUGCAGUGGAGCUCAACUUCCGUCCCAGUGGAGGAAAGAAGGACGCGAAGUGGCUUGUUGGCUGGAACGGCUAUUUUUCGGGCGAUCCGAAAACCAUCGAGAUUGACUCUGUCUACGCGAGCUCCAUUGGGCUUCGCGAGUCGAGGAAAGUCGUCAUUCGUUUAUCUCUCUCGCUGCCCAAGAUCCAGUCCGUCGAACUAGAGCCUGAAACAAGCGCUGACUGGGAGCUGACCGAAAUGUAUGCCCAGACGGUCGAGGAUCGAUUUUUGAACCAGGUCAGAUGCGCCGUUCUGGGCCAGAAGCUCGCCGUGUACCCCAGCUCCAGCCCCAACAAUGUGAUCAAGUUUGUGGUGAAAAAAAUCACAUCAGAAACAGAUGAGAUCGAGCGCGGAAUCCUGGCGAAUGAUUCCGAGCUGCACAUCAUUCCCAAGGCGCACAGACGCGAGAAGCAGCCGAGCGACGGGUCCUCGCGACGCCGACGGUCCGUGUCUGGACGUCGCUCCUCACAGUUUGACACUGUGCCCUCCUGUCUUUUGCGCUCGAUUUCUCUGCCGCAUAAAACUUUCCAGCAUGUUAGCCACUCGUCCGAAAACUACGCAAUAUACGUCAACCUGGACCAGGACUUCGUCAACCACCAGUUCAAAUCCAUAAAAUACGCGCAGGUGUCUGUGGUCACGGGACCGGGAACGCCUGCAAAAGCCAGCUCCGUGGCCGAGCAAACGAAAACUCACGACACUGACUCCUCAGGCAGCUCAAGAAAUAACUCGUCGUCUGUGGUUGACCAUAAAAGCGUCAACGGCUCGGUUGCACAACCCGACCCAGAGCAGCGGAAAGUAAUAGCCGUACUGGUGGACGACCCACUUGCUCCGCGGCGCAGUGCCGGGGUCUCGCCUCUGCUGGCUAUUGCACUCGGUAUUGAGCACCGGUGCGGAGAUAUGGUCUGUAUCGAGGCUGCUCCGCAAAAAUACGGCACGGACGUACACACGGUUGUUCUGCACAAGAUUGUCACACAAACACCGCCCGUGAACGAGCUGGCCUUCAGACAGGACCAGAACCGGCAUUUGAAGCAGGCAGAAUCAAAAAAGGCGCUGAGUGCCAAAUUCCAAGAACACUUCAAACGGCUGAAUUUCACAAACUGUCCAAUCACUAACGGCAUGAAAGUGCCGAUUAUACCCGACCUGCUACCCCACGGAGGGUUUCUGGAGCUGAGAGACGGCUGCCAAUGGGCCCUGCUAGGCGAGAAGCUGCCAAUUUUCGAGCUAGGCGACGAUCGACUGCAACCGCAAUCGUUUGUGGAAAGACAAGACGAGCCAAAAGACCUGUCGGUCGUUGGACACAAGGAGCUUAUUGCCAGGCUAGUCAGAUCCGUCAGAUAUGGGCAUAACUGUGUUCUUUCUGGCGCGUCGGGAUCGGGAAAAACGACGCUGAUCAGUGAGGUUGUGCAUCGCCUGAUAACGCUGCACGGAUACUAUUCCAAAACUAUCAACUGCGAGACCGUCUCAAACGACAAUUUCCAUGCAAUUAAAACUACGCUGGACGACGCUAUCAAGGAAGCCAACUGGCACGCGCCAUCUCUGCUUGUCUUUGAAAAUUUAGACUCUCUUAUUCCUCAGGAAGUGGAGCACGGAGACUCUGGGCUGAGCAGGCAGGUGAGCGAGCUUAUGGUCAGCUCGCUGAAAUCUCUUACACGGGAACGUGAGAUAUCGCUCUUAUGUUCGUCGAAGUCGAAAGAAGCGCUGAACGCAACGGUUUUCCAGACCCAUCUCGUCCAACAGGAGUUUAGUCUGAAAGCUCCAGAUAAAGAGCUGCGAAAAGAAUUGCUACGGAGCUUUAUUGACGAGUACAAUAUGGAUCUUGAAAAAGACGAGAUCUUGAAUGAAAUCGCCGUUGAAACAGAGGGAUAUCUGCCGUCAGACCUCAAAGUCCUUGCUGACAGGACUUUCCACGACUACAUAUCAUCGACACUCGACAACAACGACUUCCAUCUGCGAGCCUCGAACUUCGAGCGCGCAUUGGAGGGGUUCGUUCCGUCGUCUUUGCGUGGGGUGAAGUUGCAGAAGUCUGGCGUGGCCUGGUCCGACAUCGGCGGUCUCAAAGACGCCAAACGUGUGCUUCUGGAGACCCUAGAAUGGCCAACCAAGUAUGCCCCCAUUUUUGCAAACUGUCCCCUGCGUCUGCGUUCGGGAAUCCUGCUGUACGGGUACCCAGGAUGCGGAAAGACACUUCUGGCGUCUGCCGUGGCGUCGCAAUGCGGACUAAAUUUUAUCUCCAUCAAGGGCCCAGAAAUUUUAAACAAAUAUAUCGGUGCUUCCGAACAGAGCAUUAGGGAGCUAUUUGAUAGGGCGCAAAGCGCAAAGCCGUGCAUUUUGUUUUUCGACGAGUUCGACUCUAUUGCGCCGAAGAGGGGCCACGACUCGACAGGAGUUACCGACAGAGUGGUGAACCAGCUGCUGACGCAGAUGGAUGGAGCCGAGGGACUCGACGGCGUGUACGUGCUGGCCGCCACGUCUCGUCCGGACUUGAUUGAUUCCGCUUUGUUGAGGCCAGGACGGCUAGACAAGUCCAUUCUAUGCGACCUGCCCGACUACGAGAACCGCUUGGACAUAUUGCAAACCGUUGCUUCGAAAUUCCACGUGUCUGACGAAUGCCAGCUCGAACACUUUGCGCACAAACUAGAGGGCUAUUCUGGCGCAGAUCUACAGGCCUUUGUCUACAACGCGUAUCUGAAAGCUGUGCACGACAGUCUCGACGAGCUUGCAGACAUGAACGAGGGCACUACAGAACGCAAAAUUGAAUUUUUCAGCAUGCUCAAACACUUGCAACCAUCGGGCAACAUAGCCAGCAAAAUCGAUACCAUCUGUAAAAACCUGCAUAUUACGGACUUUAGCUCGUGGGAAGACGUGGGGCACGACUCUGGCGGAAAGCCAAACCAGAUCGUCAUCAACAACAGUCACUUCGAGAUUGCUCUAGAAGAAACCAAGAAGAGUAUCUCCAACGAGGAGCUGCGCAACUUUGCCCAGAUCUACUCCCAAUUCGUUGAUGGCAAGCGAGAGGGCAACCUGCCGGAUGGUCAAGCAAGCACAAAUAUUGGCGGCCGGACCACGCUCAUGUAA